Molecule: messenger RNA, 2573 nt
Organism: Eupeodes corollae
Lineage: Eukaryota; Metazoa; Arthropoda; Insecta; Diptera; Syrphidae
Exons: 3
Coding region: 498-2573 (691 amino acids)
Source: RefSeq, a predicted model, not a curated record
AAAACCGCAUUGGCGGCCCAUUCAAUAGACAAAGGUCAUUCUCCGGAUUUCGAUUGUGUUAAAGUUCUUCAAACGGAAAAACAUACUUCCAAGCGAUAUACACUCGAAACGCUCCAUAUCCUGAACAACAAAAACAAUAUGAAUCGCAAGCAAGACACACAGAGUAUAUCAUCUGUAUAUUGCUCACUUGUUUCCUCAUAAGAGCUUUUUUCUUUGUUUUUUUGUAGUUAUAGACUGAACUUCUUAAUUAGAAGUGUUUUUUUUACAUUGUUUUAAAAUUUAAUUGUUAAAUUUUCCCCUGAGGAAGGCAGCAACCCCUGCCGAAACGUCGGGAAAAGUUAAUGUAACAACCUUGUUUCAUUGCCACGAUCAAAGUGACCAAAAAAGCCGAAGGAAAACCUAAUUUUUCCUAUACACAUAAGUAUAUAUUCAUUGGUCAAUACAUUAUCUUUUAAUUUCAACAUCGGACGGCUUGCCGAGCAGAAGACAACAUCACAAUGAAGAACUUUUAUGAACACAUUAAAUAUAAAUACGACAGACAAGUUUGUGACAACAUGAAACAAUACAGUAACUCACAGAGAAAAUUAGCUUCACACAAACAAUCCCUCAAAUUUCUUCUCAUUUGCCGACAAUCUGGACUAAUCCCAAAUCAUAUAAAUAACUCGUCUAAAAGCACACAACAACUUUUCUCCAGCAAAGAAUCUUACCAUAUCUAUGACAAAAUUCAACUUAAAUUCCACAUGAAAGUGCUUAACCUUGAAAUUUCGGAAAUGCACCACAAGCUUAAACGCAUACAAAAUUCACUCCGCUUCCAUGACCAACGCAUCAAAGAAAAUUUAUCUCCACAUGAAUAUAAACAAUUCACAACGAAACAAAAACAAGUUUUUCAAGACAUAUACAAUAGUAAACAACAAACGAACAUUCAUAAAAUAGACGACUUAAAAUCAGCUCUGUGGAAAAAAUUCAACAUCGUAUUCCACGAAAAAUGGUUUGAUAACAGAACCACCAUAAAAUUUCCUUUAGAAAUUAAAUGGCUUUUGUCAUUGGGAAAAAAAUUUGCGCUACCAAUAGACAAAAAAACAUUCCCUCUGUUUCAGUUAAUAGCUGAUGGAGAAGAAGUAAUACGAGAAGUGAAAGACGAAAAGGAACAAGAACUGAUCAGAGCACAGUAUGGCAAUAUGUUGCACUCGUUUCAACGUAGUCAAAACAGCGACCAGUUUGCCAAAUAUGUGCUUUAUGUCAACAAACAAGCUAUCUCUUUCCUUAAGCGAAACAAAAAUAUUAUUAUUCUCUCAGCGGACAAAGGCAAUGUGACUGUAGCGAUGGAGCGUAAUGAAUACGAUGACAAAAUGAGUGUACUUCUCUCUGACCGAAGUACGUAUUGGCGUGUUAGACAUAACCCAACAACAACACUACAAAACCGAAACAAUGAGUUGGUUAAGUGGCUCAACAACAACAACCACAUAGACGAUAAGGAAAAGAACAAAAUGACAACAUACACCGCGCAGCUUCCCUCUAUCUACGGACUACCAAAAACGCACAAACCAAGCAUGCCCAUGCGUCCAAUUGUAUCAUCUUUGAAUUUACCAUGCUAUGAGCUUUCCAGAUUUGUUGGUAGAAUUUUACAAUCAGUGACGAAUGAAACAAAAUACACUGUAAAAAAUUCUUACGAAUUUGUUGACAAAGCGAGAAAUGUUAAAUUACAAAGUAAUGAUGUAUUGGUCUCGUUUGAUGUUAUUUCAUUAUUUACUAACAUCCCAGUACAAUUGGCUAUUAAUAUUAUUAAAAAGAAAUGGGAUACGAUUAGCAGACAUACCAAAAUCAGCCAAACUAAAUUUAUUGAAAUCAUGGAUUUUUGCUUAAAAGACAACAACUAUUUGCAGUUUAAGGACAUUAUCUACAAACAAAUUUUUGGAAUGCCAAUGGGUAACCCCAUCAGGGGUCCAACAGCAUCAGGACGUCUGAUCAACUUCCGGUCCAACCAAGCCAAACACAUAAUCUUCAACACAGCUUCCAAUUUAAUUAACAAAGUUUUUACGUUAAGUGACGUAAGAUUCCACCAUUCAAAUACCAUCAAAGUGACCAAAAUUUUAAGCGACAACGGUUUCCCGCCAGCAAUUAUUCGUGGCUUAAUUUUACAACAACAAUGCAGACGCGCUAAACAACAAAGUGAGGAUAACAACAAAGGAUACUUCAAAAGCAUUGUUUACGUUCCAAAACUGGCUGAGAGUUUUAAGCAAGUUGUCACCAAAAACAUCCAAGAUGUCCGAUUGGCUUUUAAAUCUAACCAGACAAUUAGACACCUUUUCACCAAACUAAAGACCAAAAUAGACAGAGAUAAACGCACUGAUGUGAUUUAUAAAAUAAACUGCAAAGGUAAACCUGACGAAACAUGUAACCUUUGCUACAUCGGAACCACCAAACAAUUCUUGCGCCAAAGAUUGUCCAACCACAAAUCUGACAUCAAAAACAAUAACCUGGCUAAAACCGCAUUGGCGGCCCAUUCAAUAGACAAAGGUCAUUCUCCGGAUUUCGAUUGUGUUAAACUUUCAAUUUUCGAUUUUAAAAUUUAA